AUGCAGAAAGGCCGAAGCGGCGCCGAGGAGCAACAGAUUGAAUUCGGGGUGAAAUCCUUGCCUAUUGCGUCGACAUGGGAUGCCAUCAUCAACUCUUUUUCGGAGAACGAAGCCAGAGCGCUGAAACGAAAGGUGGGCCUGCAGCUGGUGGUGAUCUUGGGCCUUUGUUAUUGUGUCAGCCUCUUGGAUCGCAACAAUCUGGGCAACGCAGCCAUCACCGGCAUGAUUAACGAUCUCUACCUUAUCGGCAACCAAUACAACUUGAUCGUCCUACUAUUCUUCAUCACCUGUGUGACUGUCCAACCAAUCGCUGUGGCAGUCUGCCGCAAGAUCGGCCCGCGCACCUUUGUUCUUACCACUGUGUUGCUCUGGGGCACACUUCUGCUGGGAUUCGGCUGUGUACAACAUUGUUACCAGCUCCUCCCUCUCCGAGUGGUCCUGGGGCUUACUGGAAGGAGGAUUAAUGCCCCGCUGCGUUUAUCUGAUGCCUUGAUAGUAGGUGGGGCAUGA
Messenger RNA from Exophiala aquamarina CBS 119918, 510 nucleotides. RefSeq lists its product as uncharacterized. The transcript has a single exon. Gene Ontology annotation, biological process: transmembrane transport. Lineage: Eukaryota; Fungi; Ascomycota; Eurotiomycetes; Chaetothyriales; Herpotrichiellaceae. Gene Ontology annotation, molecular function: transmembrane transporter activity. The coding region runs from base 1 to 510 and encodes 169 amino acids. The record is from RefSeq and is a predicted model, not a curated record. Gene Ontology annotation, cellular component: membrane.